Cucumis sativus (cucumber) is the source of this 1061-nucleotide messenger RNA. RefSeq lists its product as hypothetical. The coding region runs from base 127 to 882 and encodes 251 amino acids. NCBI's taxonomy places the organism in Eukaryota, Viridiplantae, Streptophyta, Magnoliopsida, Cucurbitales, Cucurbitaceae. The transcript has 4 exons. The record is from RefSeq and is a predicted model, not a curated record.
UAUACUUAUUUUCUCAAUUCAUUCAUUUUUUUUUCUCAACCUGACGCCCGAGUGGAUUGCCCGCGCGAAACCCAGCGGCCGAAGAAGAUAGUCUCAAAUUGCUGGUCGCGACCAUAAACUCCGAUCAUGUAUCAUCCUACUAGAGGCGGCGUUCGUGGCGGUCGAGAUCAAUUUAGUUGGGAAGAUGUGAAAGUUGAUAAACACAGGGAAAACUUCCUUGGCCAUAGCAUCAAAGCUCCUGUUGGAAGAUGGCAAAAAGGGAAAGAUUUACACUGGUAUGCACGGGAUAAAAAAUCAAGAUCAGAUGUGGAUGCUGCAAAGGAGGAAAUAAAGUUGAUCAAGGAGCAGGAGGAACAGGCGAUGAGGGAGGCUCUUGGUUUAGCUCCUAAAACUUCCGGCAGAUCUCAUGGAAAUCGCCUUGAUAAGCACGAGUUCCAAGAACUUGUGAAGCGAGGAAGCACUGCAGAAGACUUAGAAGUGGGCCAUGCUGAAGCUGCACGAGUUCAGGGUCUCGGUUUUAUGAGGACGCCGCGUGCGUGGGAAGAUUCUAGUUCUCUCCAGCCUGAUCAAACAGGCACCUCUGCUGGUCUGGAGAAAACAGAUGUCCCUGACCUGCCUGCUAGGAAUGCAAAAGAAGAGGAGGUGGAGGAUGAAAAAAACAACAAGAAAAGGAGGCGUGAAGAGAGACGGGAAAGGCAUGAAGAGAGACGAGAAAGGCAUGAAGAGAGACGUGAAAGGCAUGAAGAGAGACGCGAAAGGCAUGAAGAGAGACGUGAUAGACGUGAGAAACAUGAAAAGUACGAGAAGAGACACUCUCGUGAUUCCAAUGAUAGGAAGAAAUCGAGUAGAGACAAAGAUAGGAGGAGACAUGACUCUGAUUGAACAGGGAACAUGGUUUUACUUUACACCACGCCAUUUACUCAGUAAAUUGACAUGUGAUGAACCAAUCCAUUACUAGAAAUUAAUCAAGUGUGUGUUAACUGAUUAUUUGCUUGACAUUUACACUACAUAUAUUAAUAAUGGUAGUUAUGCAAGGUCAAAAUCCUCAAUGUUUAAUUACA